GAGUAAGAAUAUGUUUUUAUCCACAUUUUGGGUCUUGGUAACUUGAGCUGCAGUUUGGUUGAAGUAGUGACCUCACACUCCUCCUAAAAGUUGCCUUGUGUGACCACGAUCAGAGCCCUUAACUAAGAUUAUACAUGUUUAAAGGAUCUGACCACGUUGAGGAAAGUCCCUGAGGAGCGGAACACAUGAGGCAGUGCGCUUCGCGGCGGAGCACCUUCCCAAGUCUGGUGGGAGCUGCGGGGAGGCGCAGGGAGUCUCUGCUCCUUUAAGUGAGCGAAGAAACUCUCCCCUCCCUCGCUCCCUCUCCCCUCGCCUCAAUCCCGGACGGCCUGCUCUGAGGGAGGAGGAAGCCGCUUCGCCGGCGCUGCGAUAGGGAUUUGAACGCACCUUCGCGCAGAAGACAGCGCCGCACGGCUCGGCUCAGAGUGCAGCGGGCGGGUCCGCGUCAACCUCCACUUUGGAUGUAACCUGAUCGGAUUCGGCCCGGUGACUGAGCGGUUGGUUGUUGCCUGGAGCUGGAGGCCGGGAGCAGGUCAGGCAGCGUCUGCCCGGGGUGGUGCUGCAGUUGGCGGAGCGUCGCCGUCAGUCGGUUCCCGUGGAGAGGGGAGCGGAGCCUGCAGGGACCUGCUGCUGCUGCUGCUCUCAGGGUGUUUGUGCUUUUAUCUCCACGGCUGGACUCGGAUACACUCGUUACACACGGGAUUAACUGAUUAACGCUCCGGUACCCGGGGAGUUGGAUGUGUGUUUUGCCCCGCAGGAGUCACCUGGAGUCCGGGCGGAGAGACGGGGCCGAUGGCGCAACGGUAUGAAGAUCUGGCCCACUAUGGGCUGGAAGGGGUGGGCGGUGUGUACGGAGACCCACACCACCAUCAUCACCAUCACCACCAUGCCGCUGCUGCUCGCUCUCUGCAGGCCGUGCACCUGGCAGCCGCCGCCGCCACUGCUGGUGGUCCAUACCCUCCACACCAGUAUGCCCAGUCCACCCACAGUGGCAGCAGCAGCACGGCCGCCACAGCCGGGGACGCUGUCAAGAGGGACAGAGACGCCAUUUAUGGACAUCCUUUAUUCCCUCUGCUCGCACUGAUUUUUGAAAAAUGUGAAUUGGCAACCUGCACACCGAGAGAGAGCGGCGUUGCCGGUGGAGACGUCUGCUCCUCGGACUCCUUCAACGAGGACAUCGCCGUCUUCUCCAAACAGAUUCGAUCAGAGAGGCCUUUAUUUUCAUCAAGCCCAGAGCUGGAUAAUUUGAUGAUCCAGGCUAUACAAGUGCUGCGCUUCCACCUUCUGGAGCUGGAAAAGGUUCAUGAGCUUUGUGAUAACUUCUGUCAUCGAUACAUCAGCUGUCUGAAAGGGAAAAUGCCAAUCGAUCUGGUUAUAGACGACACAGAUGGAAACAAAUCAGACAGCGAGGACUUCAUCAGGUCAUCGGGGAACAACAUGGAUCAGCUUUCAUGGAGCAGAGAUCAUGACGACGCAGCAUCGAUCCGAUCGGCCGGGACACCGGGACCGUCCAGCGGUGGACACACGUCUCACAGCGGCGACAACAGCAGCGAACAAGGGGACUGUCUGGAUAACGGCAUGGCGUCUCCCAGCACAGGGGACGAUGACGACCCCGACAAAGACAAACUGCACAACAAAAAAAGAGGCAUCUUCCCCAAAGUGGCCACGAACAUCCUGAGAGCCUGGCUUUUUCAGCACCUGACUCACCCCUACCCUUCAGAGGAGCAGAAGAAGCAGCUCGCUCAGGACACCGGCCUCACCAACCUGCAGGUCAACAACUGGUUCAUCAACGCGAGGCGGCGGAUCGUUCAGCCCAUGAUCGACCAAUCGAACCGAGCAGUGAGCCAGCCAGGACCGUACGGCCCAGAUGGUCAGCCAAUGGGAGGCUUCGUUAUGGACGGACAGACACACAUGGGAAUCAGACCACCUGCUCCUAUGGGUGGUGUUGGGAUGGGUGUGGAGGGACAGUGGCACUACAUGUAGCACCACCAACACCCCCCCUGCCGCUAGAGGACCCGCUCAGUGUCCCAGGAAACCACCGACUCAGCAGGUCUGCAGACCUCCUUUGCAGGCGUGGAGCAGGACCCCACGCCUCCUCACCCAUCCUUCCCUCAGCCCCACCCCUCCGGGCAUCUACCUGGCCUGAUGAGGAAAACACCCGACCGCCACCGGAGACGC
This is a messenger RNA of Micropterus salmoides (largemouth bass), 2178 nucleotides long. RefSeq names its product Meis homeobox 1 a (gene meis1a). Gene Ontology annotation, biological process: positive regulation of transcription by RNA polymerase II; embryonic pattern specification; brain development. The record is from RefSeq and is a predicted model, not a curated record. The transcript is spliced from 14 exons. Gene Ontology annotation, molecular function: DNA-binding transcription activator activity, RNA polymerase II-specific; RNA polymerase II cis-regulatory region sequence-specific DNA binding. NCBI's taxonomy places the organism in Eukaryota, Metazoa, Chordata, Actinopteri, Centrarchiformes, Centrarchidae. Bases 793 to 1983 code for a protein of 396 amino acids.